Halichondria panicea is the source of this 1827-nucleotide messenger RNA. RefSeq lists its product as uncharacterized. Gene Ontology annotation, molecular function: peptidyl-prolyl cis-trans isomerase activity. The transcript has 9 exons. The record is from RefSeq and is a predicted model, not a curated record. Lineage: Eukaryota; Metazoa; Porifera; Demospongiae; Suberitida; Halichondriidae. Bases 84 to 1718 code for a protein of 544 amino acids. Gene Ontology annotation, biological process: protein peptidyl-prolyl isomerization.
UAUCAGUCCAAUCCAACAGCAACGCCCAACUGCCAUGUGGUAAAAGAUACACCCUCCAUGAAGCUCGAAGAUAGCCUAAUUUCAUGAUGCCUGCUCCUCUUCCACGAUGUUUCUUUGACAUAGCUAUCAAUGGAGUGGCAACUGGGCGGGUUGUGUUUGAGUUAUAUAGUAAUGUGGUUCCCAAGACAACGGAGAACUUUCGGUGUCUGUGUACGGGUGAGAGGGGGGAGGGCAAGAGCACGUUCAAGCCACUACACUACAAGGGCACACCCAUCCACCGUAUAGUGAAGGGAUUCAUUGUACAGGGAGGAGACUUCAGCUGCGGUGAUGGAACGGGUGGGGAGUCCAUCUAUGGUGGCAUGUUCAAGGAUGAGGCGUUCCAGCACAAACACGAGAAACCAUUCCUGCUCUCAAUGGCCAACAAGGGACCCAACACCAACGGAUCUCAGUUCUUCAUUACCACUCGUCCUGCCCCCCACCUUGACGGCAUUCACGUGGUGUUUGGUCAUGUGAUCAGUGGAGUACAGUUUGUGACAGAGAUGGAGAAUCAGAAGGUGGACACGAACCAUCGACCCUACGCUGACGUCAGGAUUGUCAACUCAGGGGAGCUGGUACGAGUCUCUAAAGCUAAGAAGGUCAAGAAGAGAGCAGUGGUGGAGUUGUCAGCAGAGUCUACCAGUCAUGAUGAGUCAUCCUCUGAGAUUGAGAGUGAAGAGAGCUCCAGCGAUGAGAGGAGCAAGAGACGUAAGAAACACAAGAAGGGGAAGGUCGUAAAUAAAGAGAAAAGAAAGAAGAGGCGAAGGGAGAAGAAAUUGAAAACGAAAAAGAAAAAGAAGCCUCCACAGUCUGACUCUGACUCAGAGGAGAGCUCUGUGUUGUCAGGUGAUGAUCAUGUGACCUCCACGAUGGUUGAUGAGGAGGAGCCUCCCCUUCCUCCCGAACUAGAGGAUGAAGCUAACAAGUCGUGGCUAUACCGGCGCAGUAGGACGCCCUCACCCGUCAGGGAGGAGAGAAAGAAAGAUACGAAUUUAACAACAACAAGAAGAGUGGAGAAAGUGUACAAGCCCAGGAAGAAGCACCAGGUGUCCCAGUCUGGUAGGAAGCUGAAGGGCAGAGGGCUCAUGCGCUACAAGACUCCCCCAAAGCAGUUUGACUCACAGCAGAGAGAACCAUGGGAACGCAGAGGAUAUCGGUCAACAUGGAGACGGUCCCGUUCCAGAUCCAAGGAUAGACGAUCCCGUUCCAGAUCCAGAGAUCGAUAUUCCCGUUCCAGAUCCAGAGAUCGACAGAGGAAGUACUCUCAUAGCCCGCACAGAAGACGUAGUCCGGACACAAAUAUAUCUCGCCAUCGAGACAAUUCUGACAUGCUAGAGACUGGAAACCGUACGUCUAAGUCAAGGGAAAGAGAUGAUACUUCACGAGAGAGGAGGCGGCGCUAUCGUGGUGGAUCUGUUAGCGGUGAUUCGCCUGACAGAUCUCGAAGGAGACGCAGCUCUCCAGAUCGUAGAUCACCGCGACGUGAGCGUAGGAAUAGGAGGCGAAGUCGAUCGAGGUCUGAAGAACGACAAGAAGUUGCGUCCAAAUGGGCACGACAUCGCGACAGUGCACAGAGCUCGUCGGACGAAGAAGACGAAGGAUUAGAGAGGGCGUUUCAAAGAGGAAUAGAAGAAGAGGAUUUGUUUGGACUGGCCAAGCUCUCAGAGGAGAUGAUUCACUGAAUAUUCUCACCAUUGUUAUACACGUACAUGUGAUAUGAUGUGUACACUACACGUAUUUACCCUUAUCCUUUUGUACAUGUAUACAAGAAAUUAAUUGCUGGCUGUUAGA